UUGUAAACAUUAAUUUCUAAUAGCUAGCUAGUCGGCGGCGCGGGGACAGUUUGAAGUGUCCUGAGAGGGGUCGCUGAAUUUAUUUUACAUAUUUAGUUUAAUUACAUUAAAGCUUUUUGUGAAAUUAAAUGGGUUUCUUCCUGCAUAAGAAUGUCUCUGCACUGUAAAUGACAGAGGCAGUUUAACUAGCUAAUCUGCAGGAUAACGUCGCUUUGGUAGAAUCGCAUUGUGUUGAAUUUAUAAUUUUAUUAAGCCCUUGUUUUAUAUGCCGUGUCUGUCAGGUUUGCUUUAUCUAAAAAGGAAGCACGCUAACUGAAACGAUGGAAUUUAGCUGACAAUUCUCACCUUCUGUAACUCAACACCAGUGAUCUGAUCUGCUAGUCUUUGCAAACCCCUUAUUUUAUUUUAUUUUAUUUUUUUUCCAUUUUCCAUUUUCCUAAUACGUAACCAUGGCAACUCUUACAAGACAGGACCUGAACUUUGGUCAAGUGGUGGCUGAUAUCCUGUGUGAGUUUCUGGAAGUGGCCAUCCACCUCAUCCUGUAUGUGAGAGAAGUUUAUCCAUCUGGCAUUUUCCAAAAGAGGAAGAAAUACAAUGUACCUGUUCAGAUGUCAUGUCAUCCUGAGCUGAAUCAGUACAUCCAGGACACACUCCAGUGUGUUAAACCGCUUAUUGAGAAGAAUGAGGCAGAGAAAGUGGUGGUGGUAAUCAUGGAUAAAGAUCACCACCCAGUGGAGAGGUUCGUGUUUGAGAUCUCCCAGCCUCCUUUGCUGUCUAUCAGCUCUGACACACUGCUGUCUCAUGUGGAGCAGCUGCUGAGAGCUGUGAUCCUGAAAAUCAGUGUGUGUGAUGCUGUUUUAGACAACAACCCUCCAGGAUGCACAUUUACUGUUCUGGUUUACACCAGAGAAUCUGCCACUAGGAACAUGGAGAAAGUUCAGGUGAUCAAGGACUUUCCCUGGAUUGUAGCCGAUGAGCAGGAAGUCCUCAUGCAGGAGCCCAGACUCAUUCCUCUGAAAACAAUGACCUCAGACAUAGUAAAGAUGCAACUUUAUGUGGAGGAACGUGCACACAAGGGACAGCAAAAUGUACCAUGAAAAAGAAAUACACCUAAAAAGAUCCUGCAAGGCGUAUGUAAAGUUACGACCUCAAAUGAAAGCAAACUAGUUUCCUGUGUAUCUUCCUGCACAGCUGAAAGCAGAGAAUGUUGUUCACUUCAGCGUGAGCCGAGUUUGAGCUGAGUAUUUUGGAAAUACUUUUCUUGUGACCAGCUUGAUAUCCAGUGACAUCAUGCUGUUUGAUGAACGCAUGGAUUAGCAGUAAUCAUCAAUUUCUUCAUGUCAGGAAGGCUUUCCAUCUCUAUUUGAGAAAAAAAGUGAGUGAAUAACCUCAGCUGUUACAUUUGCACUUUGUGCUGGAAGAUAAAAGUGCGUGUGUGUGCACGUGUGUUUGUUUUCCACCUGGUGUGUGUUUUUAUUUUGGCUUGAAUGUUCACUUGAAGUGAAAGAUGCUCACAUUCUACCAAUGUAUUAUUAAAAUAUUUUAUACCCCUGUA
Molecule: messenger RNA, 1555 nt
Organism: Pangasianodon hypophthalmus (striped catfish)
Lineage: Eukaryota; Metazoa; Chordata; Actinopteri; Siluriformes; Pangasiidae
Gene: mad2l2
Product: mitotic arrest deficient 2 like 2
Exons: 9
Coding region: 450-1097 (215 amino acids)
Cellular component (GO): zeta DNA polymerase complex
Source: RefSeq, a predicted model, not a curated record